UCAACGCGCACGCGCACUCUGACUGGUACCACACCCACACACUGAGCUAAAAUGGCGUGUCGUCUACGAUCUUUAUCUCGUUUUCUCUCUUCAACAAGACAACUGGUGGUCCCCAUUCGAGGUGCAGCAUCUCCGGCUUUUUCUUUCAAACAGUCGUUGCUUAAUGUGCCCGAGACCAAAGUUACAGUUCUGAACAACGGCAUGAGGGUUGCUACUGAGGACAGCGGAAUUCCAACUGCAACUGUAGGGUUGUGGAUUGAUGCUGGAACACGAUUUGAAACUGAAGAGACAAACGGUGUAGCUCACUUUCUUGAACACAUGGCUUUUAAAGGCACAGCUAAUAGAACACAGCGCGAUCUUGAGCUGGAGGUCGAGAACAUGGGUGCUCAUCUGAAUGCCUACACAUCACGAGAGAUGACUGUCUAUUAUGCCAAGUGUUUCAGCAAGGAUUUGCCUCGAGCAUUGAACAUUUUGGCUGAUAUUCUUCAAAACUCAACAUUUGGUGAUGCCGAAAUCGAACGAGAACGAGGAGUUAUUCUUCGGGAAAUGCAGGAAGUGGACACUCAAAUGGAGGAGGUCGUGUUUGACCAUCUGCACACAACUGCAUUUCAAGGCACACCACUUAGUUGGACAAUACUUGGACCAAGCCAGAAUAUCAGAACUAUAAAUCGUCAGAACCUUGUUGACUAUAUCAAGCAACAUUACCAUGCGCCGAGAAUGGUGCUGUCAGCUGCUGGAGGUGUAAAUCAUGAUGAACUCGUGAAACUUGCGGAAAAAGAGUUCAGCAGCUUAAGUUCGUCACCUGGCGUCAUUAGACCAGACACAGCAAAAUUCACAGGCAGUGAGAUUCGUGUACGAGAUGACGACAUUCCAUUGGCUCACAUAGCCGUUGCUGUUGAGGGUGUUGGAUGGAUACAUCCCGACUACUUACCUCUGAUGGUCACAAACACUCUGAUUGGUCAGUGGGAUCGGUCUUUUGGAGCUCAAGGAAACAUGGGCAGCAAGCUGGCCCAGGAUGCCAUGAGUGGUAACUUGUGUCACAGCUUUAUGUCGUUCAACACUUGCUACACAGACACUGGACUAUGGGGUAUCUAUCUGGUGACUGACCCACUGAGUAUCGAUGAUCUUAUCUACUGUGUGCAGAGAGAAUGGUUGCGUAUUUGCAACAAUGUCUCUGACACGGAAGUUGCUCGAGCUCGUAACCUGCUCAAGUCCCAGCUGCUUGUGCAACUCGAUGGUUCAACGCCAGUAUGUGAAGACAUCGGCAGACAAAUGCUAACUUAUGGACGUCGAAUUCCUCUACCAGAACUAGACAUGAGAUUAGACCAAAUAGAUGCUAAAGUCAUCAGAGAUGUAGCCACUCGGUAUAUCUACAAUCAAUGUCCUGCAGUCGUUGGAGUCGGUCCUGUAGAGCAGCUUCCAGAUUAUACGAGACUUCGCUCGGGCAUGUACCAGUGGAGGGUAUAGAUUGUAACCAUUGUCGACUGCUCUCAGUUUCCCGUAUAUUCAAUUAUCUAUUGUUACUGCAUGUCGCGUAAAUGUGUGUGCACCUGUCUGAUAUAUUAGGAUUCCAGGAAUGUUGUGGCUGUCAUUACUUUCUAUUGUGAAACUACAAAAAUAGUGUGCACUUAUUUCUCCCCGAAGGCGAAACAGCUGACGAGUUGCGUGU
This is a messenger RNA of Corticium candelabrum, 1669 nucleotides long. RefSeq names its product mitochondrial-processing peptidase subunit beta-like. The transcript is spliced from 18 exons. Lineage: Eukaryota; Metazoa; Porifera; Homoscleromorpha; Homosclerophorida; Plakinidae. Gene Ontology annotation, cellular component: mitochondrion. The record is from RefSeq and is a predicted model, not a curated record. The coding region runs from base 52 to 1467 and encodes 471 amino acids. Gene Ontology annotation, molecular function: metal ion binding; metalloendopeptidase activity.